This is a messenger RNA of Pseudozyma flocculosa PF-1, 1224 nucleotides long. RefSeq lists its product as uncharacterized. Lineage: Eukaryota; Fungi; Basidiomycota; Ustilaginomycetes; Ustilaginales; Ustilaginaceae. Bases 1 to 1224 code for a protein of 407 amino acids. The record is from RefSeq and is a predicted model, not a curated record. The transcript has 4 exons. Gene Ontology annotation, molecular function: oxidoreductase activity.
AUGACAUCGUACCUCGUCGCCGCCGCGUUUGUCGUGGGCCUGCACUGUCUGUACGUCUCUGCGGUGCGGUACGCCCGGCUGCGCGACAUCGAGGCGCGGUACGGCGGCAAGUACAGCCACACGCUCGAGGAGCGCAAGCGGACGGGCAAGCCGCGCAUGAUCGACACGUACACGGGCGUGCGCGACGCGCAGCGCAUCGUGCGGCUGGUCAACAUGUACGAUGCGCCGUACCUGUACGGCAAGGCGAUCGAGUUUGGCCUGUUCAAGACGUACGCCAUCCCGACCAUCUCGAGCCUGCUCCUCGCGACGGGACAGCUGUCGAGGUCCGACAAUGCCCCGCGCCGCUACGCCGAUACGGCGGGACUCAUCCAGGCCUUUCUCACCUACCCGCUUCCCCCGCUCGACUUCGACGGCCAGGACGACCGACCCGACUCGCCCGAAAGCUGGGAGUGCGUCGGCGACGACAUCUCUGACCCGCGCUCCGCCAUCGCCCUGGCCCGCAUGAACUUCCUCCACUCGCGCUGGAACGCCAGGAUCUCCAACGACGACCUCCUCUACACGCUCUCGGUGUUUGUCGUCGAACCGGUAUCCUGGCUCGAGCGGCACGAGUGGCGCCCCAUGUCGCGCCUGGAAAAGGAGGCCCUGUUUGCCAUGCUCUACCACGUCGGCAGGUGCAUGGGCAUCCGCGACAUUCCAGAGACGUACGACGAGCUCGCCGCCUGGAGCGAGGCCUACGAGGCGCGCCAUGCCGUCUUUGCCGAAUCGAAUGCCCAAGUGGCCACCUACACCUUCGACCUGCUCCUCUACCACGUCCCCGCCUCGCUCCACACGCUCGGACGCCAAUUUGCAGCCUCGCUGAUGGACGACCGCCUUCGCGCCGCGUUCGCCAUCCCGACGCCGCCGAGGGCCGUGUGCGCGCUCAAGGACACGCUGCUGUGGCCGAUCUACUCGCGCCCCUUUGCCAAGGGCAGCCUCGGGUGGCUGCUCGAGACGAUCAAGGUGCGAGCCGGGCUGCUGGCCGAGGAGGACCGUCGCGGGUCGAGCAAGUGGAGGGCUGCCACGCUGCCCCAGCAGCCGCAGGGACCCGUCCAGGGCCUAGGCGGCUUCCGCCUCGAAGAGAUGGGCCCCCAAGGCCUCGAGAGCAAGGGCAGGGAGCAGGUGCUGCGCAACGCCGAGGAGCUCCUCGGCCGUCCGCUCGCGGGUCCGUGGGCCUUUUCUGCGUAG